AGGAAUCCAUCGCAAUAUUCCCCAAGUCAGCAAAGUGAAGUCGGUCCGUCUGGAUGACUGGGAUGAUGCUCAAGUGGAGUUUAUGGCCUCGAAUGGAAACAAUGUAGCAAAAGCAAAAUAUGAAUCUAAAAUGCCACCGUUUUAUUACAAGCCAACGUUUCUUGACUGUCAACUGCUGCGGGAACAAUGGAUCAGAGCCAAAUACGAACGAAAAGAGUUCAUUCACAGCGAGAAGCAGGAGCCUUAUUCUGCAGGGUACCGAGAAGGAUUUCUGUGGAAGAGAGGACGCGACAACGGGCAAUUCUUAAGCCGAAAAUUCGUGUUAUCAGAGAGGGAAGGUGCACUGAAGUACUUCAACAAAAAUGACGCAAAAGAACCCAAAGCAAUUAUGAAGAUUGAACAUCUAAAUGCGACUUUCCAGCCUGCAAAAAUUGGGAACCCACAUGGACUGCAGAUCACUUACUUGAAGGACAAUAGCACAAGGAACAUCUUUGUCUAUCACGAAGAUGGCAAGGAAAUAGUGGAUUGGUUCAACGCCAUCCGGGCAGCACGUUUUCAUUACUUACAAGUGGCAUUCCCUGGAGCCAGCGACGUUGAUCUGGUGCCAAAGCUUUCUAGAAACUACCUGAAGGAAGGGUACAUGGAGAAAACUGGGCCAAAGCAAACAGAGGGAUUCAAGAAGCGAUGGUUCACCAUGGAUGACCGACGGCUCAUGUAUUUCAAAGAUCCCCUGGAUGCCUUUGCUAGAGGGGAAGUUUUUAUUGGGAGCAAGGAAAACAGCUACAAGGUCCUGGAAGGGCUCCCGCCGUCCACGCAAGGAAACCACUGGCAGCACGGGAUAACCAUCGUCACCCCGGAUCGGAAAUUCCUCUUCGCCUGCGAGACGGAGGACGACCAGCUGGAGUGGAUUACGACUUUUCAGAAAGUUAUAAGCCGGCCGAUGCUGCCUCAGGAAUAUGCAGUGGAAGCCCAUUUCAAACAUAAACCUUAGCUGGGACUGGCUGGGCAGACCUGAGGAGUGAGCUUCUGUUUACAACACAAC
This is a messenger RNA of Aptenodytes forsteri (emperor penguin), 1042 nucleotides long. RefSeq names its product ArfGAP with dual PH domains 1 (gene ADAP1). The record is from RefSeq and is a predicted model, not a curated record. Gene Ontology annotation, cellular component: intracellular membrane-bounded organelle; plasma membrane. The transcript is spliced from 10 exons. Gene Ontology annotation, biological process: positive regulation of GTPase activity. Gene Ontology annotation, molecular function: GTPase activator activity; phosphatidylinositol bisphosphate binding. NCBI's taxonomy places the organism in Eukaryota, Metazoa, Chordata, Aves, Sphenisciformes, Spheniscidae. The coding region runs from base 83 to 991 and encodes 302 amino acids.